This is a messenger RNA of Mangifera indica (mango), 1954 nucleotides long. Its product is annotated as pentatricopeptide repeat-containing protein At4g14170. Gene Ontology annotation, biological process: RNA modification. Gene Ontology annotation, molecular function: RNA binding; protein binding. The transcript has a single exon. Bases 88 to 1482 code for a protein of 464 amino acids. The record is from RefSeq and is a predicted model, not a curated record. Lineage: Eukaryota; Viridiplantae; Streptophyta; Magnoliopsida; Sapindales; Anacardiaceae.
CGGUCAAAUUUUGGUUCAAAACCAUGCUGUCGUGUGCAUCAUCCUUCCUGGGGUUAGUAUUUCAAUUCCCUUUCAGAAGUAUCAUCCAUGCACAGGAACAAAUCCAGUUUCAUUUCCUACUACUUUUCACUUCUUCAUUCAUCCCCAAAUUCUACGCAUCUCCGCCACCUCCAUGCUCGCUUACUUCGAACUUCUCUUUACAACAAUGUCAUCUUAACUUCCAAGCUGGUUUUGAUGUACUCUAAACAUCACAAACUCUACUCUUACUCUCUCCCCCUCUUCUUUCACAUGCCCCACAGGAACAUCUUCUCUUGGAAUAUAAUUCUUCGCGAGUUUUCUCGCUCUAAUUAUCCCCACAAAUCCCUGCAAUUGUUUCACCAUAUGUGGGAACAAUCAAAUGUUCGACCCGAUGACUUCACUCUCCCUCUCGUUCUAAGAGCAUGUGCAAGUUUAGGAGACCUAAAAUUAGGCCUUUCGGUUCAUGGGUUGUGUCUCAAAUUGGGGUUUAGAAGGAGUUUGUUUGUUGCUUCUGCUUUGGUAUUCUUAUACGUUUCUUUUGGGAAGAUCUUUUAUGCGAGAGAAGUGUUUGACGAAAUGCAUGAUAAAGAUAUAGUUCUUUGGACUGCCAUUUUGGCUGGAUAUGCUCAACACGGGGAACCCAUUUUGGCUUUACAAGUUUUCCAGGAGAUGGUUCGUUCAGGAGUUGAGCUAGAUGACGUGGUCAUGGUGAGCUUGCUGCUGGCGUGUACUCAAUUGGGAUGGUUGAAGCACGGGAAAAGUGUUCAUUCUUGGUGUUUGAGGAGGUACUCUUUAGGAUUGGGAUUAAACUUAGGCAAUGCUGUGAUUGAUAUGUAUGUAAAAUGUUCGAAAUUAAGUUAUGGGAAUAUAGUUUUUGAUAAUAUGAAUGAAAAAGAUGUGAUUUCUUGGAGCUCUUUGAUUUUGGGAUAUGGAUUGAGUGGAAGUGUAAAUAUUGCUUUGGAGCUUUUUGAUCGGAUGUGCGAGGAAGGGGUUAAACCCAAUGAUGUUACAUUUCUUGGCGUUUUGUCAGCUUGUGCUCAUGGUGGAUUGUUGGAGAAAGCGCGUUUGUACUUUAAAAUGAUGGAAGAUUCAGAUGUGAAGGCUGAAUUGAAACAUUACGCCAGUUUGGUUGAUUGCUUGGCAAGAGCAGGGCUUUUGAAGGAGGCUGAGAAGUUUAUUGAAGAAAUGCCAGUGGAACCAGAUGCAGCUUUGCUUGGUGCUAUUCUAGCUGGGUGCCGACUUCACAAUGAUAUUGAGGUUGGUGAACGCAUUGCCAAGAAAUUAAUAAGGUUGCAACCAGAAAAAGCUGGAUAUUACGUGCUUUUGUCAAACAUAUAUGCAGCCACGGGGAGAUUUGACAAGGCUGAGAAGGUGAGGAUCUUCAUGAAAGAAAUAAAUGUCUCUAAGGUACCUGGUUGUAGUUUGAUUGAAUCAAAGAGUAGUUUUGUUUUUCCCACAAGAUAGUGAAGCUCAAGAUAGCUAUCCUGAAAAUGUGAUGAAGACGAAUGAGAAAAAAAAUUAUUUUUAUCUUGUUGGGAAAUAGAGGUACAGAGCAAAUUUGCGUAGAAAUCAUUUAAAAAUUUGCGUUGGAGAUCUCCAUUUGCUUUGGUGGAAAGGAACAAUUACAGAUUCAGUUUGCAUUUUUACAAUGCCAGUAACUUGAAAGUGCUCCAUUUUCUGUUUCGGGUAAAAGAAAAACUAUGGAGGCAAAUGCAGCAGAACUCUUAGAUGAGAAGAGUGGCUCUUGAAUUGUUCUCUUGAUGGAGAGGUGAAGUUGAUGGGGACAUUUUAAUUUUCGCCUUGGGGGAAACUAGACUGCGGAGGACAAAUUGCUACAAAACAUCUGAAUCUGAUCUUGAAUGUCUCCAUUUGCUUUGGUGGAAAGGAACGACAGGGUUAAUUUGGUUUUUGAAUGAUGAUGAAAGUAAUAUUUAAG